This is a messenger RNA of Aphis gossypii (cotton aphid), 764 nucleotides long. Its product is annotated as 60S ribosome subunit biogenesis protein NIP7 homolog. Gene Ontology annotation, biological process: ribosomal large subunit biogenesis; ribosome assembly. The transcript is spliced from 5 exons. The coding region runs from base 148 to 666 and encodes 172 amino acids. NCBI's taxonomy places the organism in Eukaryota, Metazoa, Arthropoda, Insecta, Hemiptera, Aphididae. Gene Ontology annotation, cellular component: nucleus; nucleolus; preribosome, large subunit precursor. Gene Ontology annotation, molecular function: RNA binding. The record is from RefSeq and is a predicted model, not a curated record.
CCAUAAUAUUAUCAGCUGCUAUGGUUUCAACACUUACUUUGGGAUAAAAAAUAAUAUCAGUGAUUUUAUCAUGCAAAAUGUAAAUAUUUUGAUCAGCCGGCUAUCUAUAUUGUUAAUGUGACAACUGACAAUUUGACAGAUGACCGAAUGAAAGUAUUUUUCGAAAAAUUAUCCAAAUAUAUUGGCUCAAAUAUAAAAUUACUAAUUGAUCGUACAGAUGGAAAAUAUUGUUUUCGUGAAAAGAAAGACCGAGUUUAUUAUGUAUCCGAAAAAGUAUUAAAUAUGGGAUCCAUGAUGAAUCCCGAUAACAUAAUUAGUAUAGGCACGUGUUUUGGAAAAUUUACCAAGUCUGGAAAAUUUAGAAUACACAUCACAUCUUUAGAUUAUCUUGCUCCAUAUGCUCAACAUAAAAUGUGGAUAAAACCUGCCGCCGAACAACAAUUUCUGUAUGGUCACAAUGUUUUAAAGUCUGGUCUUGGGCGAAUUACAGAAAGUACUACUCAAUAUCAAGGAGUUAUAGUAUUUUCAAUGAGUGAUGUUCCUUUGGGUUUUGGUGUUGCAGCAAAAAAUACUACAGAAUGUAAGCACACAGAUCCACUAUCUGUAGUUUGUUUUAAUCAAGCCGAUAUCGGUGAAUUUAUUCGAUGUGAAGAUGAUUUAAUAUAAUACAUUUGUUUGUUUUAUUAAUAUUAUUUAAAAUAUUUUUAAAAAACAGCUCAUCGGUCUUCUAAAUGAAAUAAAAAUUGUAUUUGAACCUAUAAUAA